This is a messenger RNA of Biomphalaria glabrata, 2633 nucleotides long. RefSeq lists its product as uncharacterized. Gene Ontology annotation, cellular component: membrane. The coding region runs from base 223 to 2172 and encodes 649 amino acids. Lineage: Eukaryota; Metazoa; Mollusca; Gastropoda; Planorbidae. Gene Ontology annotation, biological process: neuropeptide signaling pathway. The transcript is spliced from 4 exons. Gene Ontology annotation, molecular function: G protein-coupled peptide receptor activity. The record is from RefSeq and is a predicted model, not a curated record.
CGUGCCGCGCGGAGUCCUGAGCUGUAUGUGAGCGACAUAAAUACCGUGUCUGGUGAAAUGAGCUCUAGUUUAACUCAUCUAUGACCCUAGGACACAUUUCUAAAACUUGGCUGCUGAACUUGAACUUGAAGUUUCAGAUUCCCAAGCCGAAUCCUUGGUCGUAACUCUGCUUAGACCUUAUCGAAUGCCUCAACUUCAGGAGUCGAUCCUAUCCUAUUCCUCAUGUCUGUGGUCGCCAUGCCUCCUGCGUUUCUUUCCUUUCUGGUCAACCAGACUAUAGAUCUGUCCUUCACAACCACCACCCCUGCCUCCACACUGUUCCCUGCUCUUCUGUCCUCCACACUGACCCCAUACCACGACAGCGGCGUCUCCAAUAAAGUUGGGCGCCUUUCGAAACACUUUGGAAACUCGGACUCCUUCGAUGCUACCAGCAAGCAGUUUGUCCAGGUGGCCGACCCCGUCGCCAUGGCUACGGGAAUCGUGGGGAACGCCCUUCUGACGCUCGUCUUCCUCAUCACUCCACUGAGGCUCCGCCCUCUAAGCCACGCCUUGGCAGGGCUGGGCGUGGUCAACUUGCUGUAUACGCUAACCUGUUUACUCAUCUAUCUGACGAAAAUAGGAGUGAUGGUGUACAGGAUUCCAGGGGCGUGUCAAGUGACCACAUUCGUGUUGGCCUUCUCCAAGUCCAUAGAGGCGUGGCUGAUUUUUAUAUCACACUUGAAUCGCCUGAACGCACACACCAACGCCGGCCACGAGAGCAGACGCAGACGUCUGUUCAACACAAAGUUCGCCCUACUUUUGCUGUCCAUGUUAGUGGCCGCCCCACUGCUGCACGUGCUGUGGUCCAUGGAGACCUUGACCUCCGGCGACGUCACUUUCUGUGUGCCCAUGAAAGAAACAUUACACGUCCACCUGACCAUUAGAAAGCUGGAGAUGAUUGCUUCUGUAUUUCUGCCACUUACCAUGAUCACUGGCGUGGACUUGAUGCUGCUGCUGAAGCUGGCAGUCUACUACACUUUCAGAGAAGAGGACGAGGAGGAUGACAUGAACAUUGUCCACGAAUCCCCGACGCCAAGCAAUGCCGAGAGCUGUGCGCCCAUGAACGAGCGGUACACGCCUACAAAAGACAUUGUUUAUGUUCACGCUGGUGCCAGGUUAUCCACCAUCGACGAGUUGUCUACCUCCAUCGGAAAAACCACUGGCCACCAUGGGAAUGAUUCCAUUCAUAGCGUACGAUCAGAGCAUUUGCCCAGAAAGGGCAGCCUGGAGGCUAAAAGUCUUCUGCUUGACCUGGGUGGGAAACAAGCCGCAGAAGCUACGUCGCCGAUCUCGUUCCAUUUCUUGUUUGAUAGCCUCAGCCAAUCAGGCAACAGCAGCCAGCUCGCCACCUGGCCAGCUCAUAAUGCGUUGAGCAUCGAGUCACUGAAUGUCCUUGACCCCAAGAGUCACAUCAACACGCCGGAAGUUGAGGACGUGUCCCACAGAGCCAACAAUGACUGCAUCAUCGUCAACGUUGAGAUCCUCAAGUCCAGUCAUUCAGAGGAUGAGACAAAACAAUUUAACGAGUCUCAUCUGGACAACAAGUACCCGGAAUCCAAUCCUCCUUCCAAAUUCUACAGCUUUGUCUUAAGCAAUCUAAGGCUGGACAAAUGCAAAGGAGAUGAUAGCUAUAAAUUCGACUUUUCCCAGGACAGUAUCGCUUCUAGCGAGCCACGUUGUAGGCAGAAAGCGUCUUCCUUCAACUCCUUCAGUAGAUCUCAGUGGAAGAGCUACACGUACACCUCAUACGCUUCCAACACUUCCAGAGUGCCCUCCAUUCAAGAGGAUCACAGCUUCCCCAACGAUGUGUCCUCGUGCACCAUCUGCGUCAUGAUGACCGGUCUGUUGUACGCGGCCCUGGUCCUGCCCUCAAGCUAUACUCAAGCACUUAGCCUGUUCUCAGAUUCUUCCUCUAGACCUUCAUCGCGAGACAUUCAGCAAGCCAUAGUCUACGAGGCACUGAUCAAACUGAAUGCUGCCUACAAAUGUCUCAUGUACUUCUUCCUGAUGCCAAGCUUCCGCUACGCCAUUAUGUGGCUCAUCACGCAGUGGUUCCCCAGUAAAAUAACUCGGGCCUCAAGUCUGUGUAUCUGGGCUACUAAACGUGAGAAUAACGAAUUAGUUUAUGUUUAAAUAUCUUCGGUCAUUAUUUGUGACACCAACAAUGUGUGUGUGUGUGUGUUUCAAGUCACACCAACAAUGUGUGUGUGUGUGUUUCAAGUCACACCAACAAUGUGUAUGUGUGUGUGUUUCAAGUCACACCAACAAUGUGUGUGUGUGUGUGUGUUUCAAGUCACCAGAGCCUUAGGAAAGACUACAACUUACUUUUUGUAUUGACACUUAGCACCCACGUGUUAUUAACGUGUUCGAGUUUCAAAUAGUAUCUUUUCUGAAGUAUUUUAUCUGAAUUAAUUUUCUUUAUGACAAAUUCGAAAACAAGUUGUUGUUUUUUUUCAAAUCACAAUCAAAAAUUUGUUUCUUUCCAUUACGUGAUUUUGGAAAUCUACCAUCGUUUUUUUGUAAUCAUUCAUUAAAAUCGGUAACAAAAAAAUAUCUUUUAAUGAUAUCAGAGCCACCAUCCACUAAUAAACCAA